Molecule: messenger RNA, 393 nt
Organism: Etheostoma cragini (Arkansas darter)
Lineage: Eukaryota; Metazoa; Chordata; Actinopteri; Perciformes; Percidae
Product: myosin-7-like
Exons: 3
Molecular function (GO): protein binding
Source: RefSeq, a predicted model, not a curated record
GUGUUCUUUAAGGCGGGUCUUCUGGGCCAACUGGAGGACAUGAGGGACUUGCGUCUGUCCCAGAUCCUCACCAUCGUCCAGGCCAUGGCCCGAGGGAAGCUGAUGAGGAUGCAGCGGGAAAAGAUGACGCUGCAAAGGGACGCCGUGCUGGUGAUCCAGUUCAACCUGCGGGCGUUCUUCACCGUGAGGACGUGGCCCUGGAUGAUGCUCUUCUACAAGCUGAAGCCGAUGCUGCGGAGCGCCCAGGUGGAGAAGGAGCUCGCCACCCUCCACGAAGACUUCACCAAGUUAAAAGACGCCUUCGACAGGUCGGAGGUAAAGCGACAAGAGGCGGAGGAGCAGCACGUGGUUCUGGUGGAGGAGAAGAAAGAUCUGGCUCUGCAGCUCCAAGCC